GGCGGCAGCAGAGGCGGCAACGUGCCCGCCGCAGUCAGCCCGGCUGCGUCCGACCCGCGCCCGCCCGGCCGCCCGCACCGUGCCGGGGCGCCCUCUCCACUGCGCGCGGUACAAGGAAAUGCUAGAACUAGUGAUCUCACCCAGCCUUACUGUAAACAGCGAUCGUCCGGGUAAACUGAAGCUUAACUGUGCUGAAGCCGAUGUCUGGACUCUGAGUGACAUAGAAGGCAUCACCGCAUCAGCCCCUCCAAGUGCGUCCCAGCUUUUUGCAAGACCUUGCCCACGUGUCCUGUCCAGCCAGCCUCCCACAGCCAUGGCAGCCUACGGCCAGACCCAGUACAGUGCAGGAAUCCAGCAGGCCACCGCCUACACGGCUUACCCACCUUCAGCACAAGCCUAUGGAAUCCCUUCUUACAGCAUCAAGACAGAAGAUAGCUUGAACCAUUCCCCUGGCCAGAGCGGAUUCCUCAGCUACGGCUCCAGCUUCAGCACCCCACCCACUGGACAGAGCCCAUACACCUACCAGAUGCACGGCACAGCAGGGAUCUAUCAAGGAGCAAACGGACUGACCAACGCAGCUGGAUUCGGAAGUGUGCACCAGGACUAUCCCUCCUACCCUGGCUUCCCUCAGAGCCAGUACUCCCAGUAUUACAGCUCGUCCUACAACCCCCCUUACGUCCCGGCCAGCAGCAUCUGCUCUUCUCCCCUCUCCACGUCCACCUACGUCCUCCAGGAGGCAUCUCACAAUGUCCCCAGCCAGAGUUCUGAGUCGCUUGGCGGUGAAUACAGCACACACAAUGGACCUUCUACGCCGGCAAAAGAGGGGGACACAGACAGGCCACACCGGGCCUCUGACGGGAAGCUCCGAGGCCGGUCUAAGCGGAGCAGUGACCCCUCCCCAGCAGGGGACAAUGAGAUUGAGCGUGUGUUCGUGUGGGACUUGGAUGAGACAAUAAUUAUUUUUCACUCCUUACUCACGGGGACUUUUGCCUCCAGAUACGGAAAGGACACCACGACGUCCGUGCGCAUCGGCCUCAUGAUGGAAGAAAUGAUCUUCAACCUCGCAGACACACAUCUGUUCUUCAAUGACCUGGAGGACUGUGACCAGAUCCACGUGGACGAUGUCUCAUCCGAUGACAAUGGGCAAGAUUUAAGCACGUACAAUUUCUCCGCUGAUGGCUUCCACAGUUCGGCCCCGGGAGCCAACCUGUGCCUGGGCUCCGGCGUCCAUGGUGGCGUGGACUGGAUGAGGAAGCUGGCCUUCCGCUACCGGCGGGUGAAGGAGAUGUACAACACCUACAAGAACAACGUUGGCGGCUUGAUAGGAGCUCCCAAAAGAGAGACCUGGCUGCAGCUCAGAGCCGAGCUGGAAGCUCUGACUGACCUCUGGCUGACCCAUUCCCUGAAGGCACUAAACCUCAUCAAUUCCCGGCCCAAUUGUGUCAACGUGCUGGUCACCACCACUCAACUGAUUCCUGCCCUGGCCAAAGUCCUGCUGUAUGGUCUGGGCUCCGUGUUUCCUAUUGAGAACAUCUACAGUGCAACCAAGACAGGGAAGGAGAGCUGCUUCGAGAGGAUAAUGCAGAGAUUCGGCAGGAAAGCUGUCUACAUUGUGAUUGGCGAUGGCGUGGAAGAAGAGCAGGGAGCGAAAAAGCACAACAUGCCUUUCUGGCGGAUAUCCUGCCACGCAGACCUGGAGGCGCUGAGGCACGCCCUGGAGCUGGAGUAUUUAUAGCAGAACCGGCUGCAUCGCCACCUGCCAUCACAGAUGCAUCCCACCCACCCAGACCCCUCAUUUCCUCCGCCUCCCUGCCAGAUGCUGGACACCAGGCUGGGCCCCUCCAGCCAAGAGGACGUGUCUGGUGACCAUGUCAGAAGCUGUCCUUUCAGUCCUGAGAAACAGAGUACCCAGUAAUGGCUUUGGAAUAUUUAACUUUGGGGAAAAGGGCUGGCUUGGAGACCAGACCUUUCUACAAGACUCACAGAACAAAAGCAAGGAACUGCUGACUCGGGGGAGGACUGGCGGUGAGGAGGGGACAAGCUCUUUUCUUUUUUUUCCUUUUUAAUUUAUGGACUAAUUGCAUUACUCUGGUAUUAUGCUCUUGUACCUGUGUUGUUGGUUUUCUUAGUCGUUGGUUUUUGUUUUCUAAGCUGGCAUGUGGGGCAGUGCGCAGUUCUAAUUUAAGCCUCUCUGCCCCAAGUUGUGCUUUGUGGGGGGACAAUCAUUCUUUCAACACAGUGAGGGAGGCGAUUCGGGGCCGUGGGGAGGGCCAUUGCUCAUUUUCGUUUUUAAUGACUUAACCUGAUGUCAUGUGGACAGUGCACGUGCCUUAUGCUGCCAUCUUGUUUUCUAGGAAGAGGGGACCCUGGGAGGAGGCAGUACUUUGUGACGGAAAAAGGCAUUAAUAAAACCACGUUUACAUUUUGAA
Messenger RNA from Camelus dromedarius (Arabian camel), 2429 nucleotides. It is a transcript of the gene EYA2, whose product is annotated as EYA transcriptional coactivator and phosphatase 2. The record is from RefSeq and is a predicted model, not a curated record. The transcript has 16 exons. Gene Ontology annotation, cellular component: nucleus. Gene Ontology annotation, molecular function: protein tyrosine phosphatase activity. Bases 119 to 1735 code for a protein of 538 amino acids. Gene Ontology annotation, biological process: multicellular organism development; positive regulation of DNA repair; negative regulation of extrinsic apoptotic signaling pathway in absence of ligand. NCBI's taxonomy places the organism in Eukaryota, Metazoa, Chordata, Mammalia, Artiodactyla, Camelidae.